Molecule: messenger RNA, 1939 nt
Organism: Ochotona princeps (American pika)
Lineage: Eukaryota; Metazoa; Chordata; Mammalia; Lagomorpha; Ochotonidae
Gene: SEC61A2
Product: SEC61 translocon subunit alpha 2
Exons: 12
Coding region: 129-1559 (476 amino acids)
Biological process (GO): post-translational protein targeting to membrane, translocation; SRP-dependent cotranslational protein targeting to membrane, translocation
Cellular component (GO): Sec61 translocon complex; membrane
Molecular function (GO): ribosome binding; transmembrane protein transporter activity; signal sequence receptor activity
Source: RefSeq, a predicted model, not a curated record
CGCGGGUCACGUGGCGCGGGGCGGAGCCUGCGCGGGAGCAGCCGGCGCCGAGGCGGUGGGCCGCGGGAGUUGGGCGCAGGCAUCCUUGAGGUCGCCGUGCUCCGCAGGGCCUCCUCCCUGCCGCCACCAUGGGCAUCAAAUUUUUAGAAGUUAUCAAACCCUUCUGUGCAGUUCUACCUGAAAUUCAGAAACCUGAAAGGAAAAUCCAGUUUAGAGAAAAGGUACUAUGGACUGCUAUAACUCUGUUCAUUUUCUUAGUGUGUUGUCAGAUCCCACUGUUUGGAAUCAUGUCAUCAGAUUCUGCAGAUCCUUUCUACUGGAUGAGAGUUAUUCUUGCAUCUAACAGAGGAACUUUAAUGGAACUGGGAAUCUCCCCAAUUGUAACAUCUGGUUUGAUCAUGCAGUUGUUAGCUGGAGCCAAAAUCAUUGAAGUUGGUGAUACACCUAAGGAUAGAGCGCUCUUCAAUGGAGCCCAGAAAUUAUUUGGUAUGAUCAUUACCAUUGGGCAAGCUAUUGUGUAUGUCAUGACGGGGAUGUACGGGGACCCUGCGGAAAUGGGUGCUGGAAUCUGUCUCUUGAUCAUCAUUCAGUUGUUUGUUGCUGGUUUGAUUGUGCUGCUGUUAGAUGAGCUGCUACAGAAGGGUUACGGCUUGGGGUCUGGGAUUUCCCUCUUUAUUGCCACCAACAUCUGUGAGACCAUUGUCUGGAAGGCCUUUAGUCCCACUACCAUUAACACUGGCAGAGGCACCGAGUUUGAGGGAGCAGUCAUUGCACUGUUUCACCUGCUGGCCACCAGGACAGACAAAGUCCGAGCUCUGAGGGAGGCAUUUUAUCGUCAGAAUUUACCCAAUCUCAUGAACCUCAUUGCUACAGUUUUCGUGUUUGCUGUUGUCAUCUAUUUUCAGGGAUUUCGUGUUGACUUGCCCAUUAAGUCAGCCCGGUAUCGAGGACAAUAUAGUAGCUAUCCCAUCAAACUCUUCUACACCUCAAACAUUCCCAUUAUCCUUCAGUCGGCCUUAGUUUCAAACUUAUAUGUGAUUUCCCAGAUGCUGUCCGUUCGAUUUAGUGGCAACUUCUUAGUAAAUUUACUAGGACAGUGGGCUGACGUCAGUGGGGGAGGCCCUGCCCGCUCUUACCCAGUCGGAGGCCUCUGCUACUAUCUUUCUCCGCCGGAGUCCAUGGGUGCCAUAUUUGAGGAUCCUGUCCAUGUCGUGGUUUACAUUAUCUUCAUGUUGGGAUCCUGUGCAUUCUUUUCUAAGACUUGGAUAGAGGUGUCUGGUUCCUCAGCCAAAGAUGUAGCUAAGCAGCUUAAAGAACAGCAGAUGGUAAUGCGGGGUCACAGAGAUACCUCUAUGGUUCAUGAGCUUAAUAGGUACAUCCCUACGGCGGCUGCGUUCGGAGGCUUGUGCAUUGGCGCCCUCUCUGUGCUGGCAGACUUCCUGGGAGCCAUUGGAUCUGGCACUGGGAUUCUGCUUGCAGUCACCAUUAUUUAUCAGUACUUUGAAAUAUUUGUUAAGGAACAGGCUGAGGUUGGUGGGAUGGGUGCUUUGUUUUUUUAAAUGUUCAAAUAUUUCUUCUUGUGUGUGUGAAAGGGAAAACAUUUUGACAUGUUGUUUUUGUCAAAGAAUGCCAGUUCCCCUUCUCUCCCUUCACAGUUUCUUGUUUUCAAGUGCUAAUUGUCCCAUUUCCAGAAUGGGCGCCGAGCUAAGCCUGUGUGCAGCAUUAGUACCAGCUGCCUUAAAACCGAAGUUUACAUUCUCCAUUAAGAACUGUCCAUCUGGUGUUGCCUGUCCUGCUGGAAAUCAGUGCAUCCACCUUGCUGUAUGACAUUAUGACGGUGAGAUGGUGACAUGCAUUCGUUUUGCACACAAUGUUCAGAAUACUACACCCCCAACACUUGUUUAAAAAUAAAUGUAGUUCAAAUUGCCACUUUCCAGUA